Messenger RNA from Coniosporium apollinis CBS 100218, 1476 nucleotides. RefSeq lists its product as uncharacterized. Bases 1 to 1476 code for a protein of 491 amino acids. The transcript is spliced from 5 exons. Gene Ontology annotation, biological process: transmembrane transport. Lineage: Eukaryota; Fungi; Ascomycota; Dothideomycetes. The record is from RefSeq and is a predicted model, not a curated record. Gene Ontology annotation, molecular function: transmembrane transporter activity.
AUGGAGAUGAACUAUGAUGAUCAGGAGCUCCAUCGAAUCGAAGAACAGCUCCACACUGAGAUCUUGCCCGGAACUGAGAUUAUGACCGAUGUUGGAACUCACCACUUCGUCAAAGGUUCCGGUUCCCACCAAGUCCUCGUGCCACAGCCUAGCGCGGACCCGAACGACCCUCUCAAUUGGUCAAGCUACCACAAAGCUGCUGCAAUUACGGCUGCGAGCUUCGUCACGUUCUCGCAGGGGUUCGGCCCAUUGGCGCUAGCGCCGAUGUUCGGGUAUUAUAUGGAGGAGUUCAACUGCACGCUCGAGGAGGCUAUUCAGUUCACCGGCGUUUGUAUCCUGGUGCUUGGGUUUAGCAACUUCUUCUGCUACGGUAGCUUCAUGGGGGCCUCCGCUCUAAAUGGCUUCGGCGCAGGGCCCGCGGAGACCAUCCAACCCUCCGUCAUCGCCGAUAUCUACUUCCUGCAUGACCGCGGCAAGUGGAAUACGCUGUACUGGGUGUGCUACAUGGGCUCUCUCAUGUUAGGUCCUAUUGUCGCCGGCCCCAUGGCCGACCAUAUAGGCUGGCGUAACUUCUGGUGGCUCAACGUGGCCAUGCUUGGUGUUUCUCUGGCCAUGGUCGUGUUCAUGUUCCCAGAGACAAGGUGGCACAGACUGCACCCAAAUGAGAUCGCACACUCCUCCCCCAACUCCUCGGCCAACGAAUUGAAAGCCUUCACCGAGAAGAUCGAGACCGGUGCUGAUAUCCAGCAAGUUCCAUCCGCAGCCUCGAUCGCUAUUCCCGACCUUGAAGCCACAGAAACAGCAGCUCGCGACCCCCACCUUGGCAAAGGCAAGCCCUCCGAGACCCAAUGGGCGCUCUUCCAAAAGAACGCGCAUCCCCUUAGAACCAUCAUCCUAGAUCUCUGGAUCCCAUGGAAGCUCUUCGCCUUUCCGAUUGUCGAGUUCGCCAGCUUCGUCACAUCAUGGAGCUGCUCCUCAUUCCUCACAAUCAACCUUACGCAGGCGCAAGCUUUUGCGGCACCGCCUUACAACCUCAGCUCCCAGACUAUAGGAUUUAUGAACUUCGCUAUACUCAUCGGUGCCUUGAUCGGCCUGCUCACCGCUGGCCCGUUAUCAGAUUGGGUGUCAGCGUACUACACCAGCCGCAACAACGGCAUCCGGGAACCGGAGAUGCGGCUGCCAGCGAUGAUUCCUUACGUAUUUAUCAUGCUGAUUGGCAACAUCGUGGUCUCCGUUGGCUGGGACAAGCACUGGUCCUGGGAGCCUAUCGUUAUCAUCGGUUUCGCCUGCGCCGGAAUACAAGUUGCCGCGCUGCCGAGUAUCGUGAGCACCUAUGCUGUGGAUUCCUACAAGCCGGUUGCGGGGAGCUUAUUUAUUCGUGGCCCCGAUUAUGACGAACGCGGGCCUUAUUACACUGUGGUGCUUGUUUGGAAUACUAUUCUAUUACAAAGGGAAGACCUUCAGGAGGUGGAGUAG